GACUGUUGAAGCACUGUACAUGAAUGCAUUUUUCACAGAAAAUCUGCUAUUACAACAUCAAAUCAUACUCAAAACAGAACCAUUCUGUACGCGCCCCAAGAACCAACCCUCGCGAGAGUGUGACAUCAGGUUUACAUGCGCUGUAUCGUCACGACCCUGACUCUUGAUGCCCUUUGGUAAGAAACCCUGUAACCAAAUGCCAUCUGCCUCUCUAUUGGCUUGGCCUGCCCCCCACUUUCCUGACCUUCUCAGCGCAUAUUCAUGAGGUUUCUUGUCGCCUUGUGUGUGCAUAUGCAGCUGCCUGUUCCUGAGCUGUGUGUGAAGAGGGAGGGAGUGAGAGAAAGAGGGGGGCGGUUGAGACCGACCGGGGAACAGCAGAAUAGCAGCAGUGCUGGAGGCUCCAGCCAUGUCAGUUUUCUCUACAAAGCUGGACAGACGAUGAGAAGAAAGAAACCAUGGCUUUGUCACUGAGUGCAGAUGAAGAGGAUUAUGAUUCGGAAUCUGAACAGCAACAGGCAGCCAACCGGCCAAAGCCGAAGAUUGGGGCAGUCGCAGCGGUCAAGCUGCCAUCCAAUCGCAGUGCAUCCGGCGCCAGGCGCAGGAGAACACGCUGCCGAAAGUGUGAGGCCUGCCUCCGAACCGAGUGUGGAGAAUGUCACUUCUGCAAGGACAUGAAAAAGUUUGGAGGACCAGGGCGCAUGAAGCAGUCCUGUAUCAUGAGGCAGUGCAUUGCGCCGGUCCUUCCCCACACAGCGGUGUGUGUGGUGUGUGGAGAGGCAGGGAAGGAGGACACACUGGACGAGGACAAGUUCAACGUCAUGCUCAUGGAGUGCUCUAUCUGCAAUGAGAUUGUCCAUCCCAACUGUUUAAAGGUAAAAGAUGCCUCUGGCGUGGUGAACGACGAGCUUCCUAACUGUUGGGAAUGUCCCAAAUGCAAUUAUGCUGGAAAAUCUGGAAAAGUCUGCAAGCAAAAAAGAGGACCAGGGUUCAAGUAUGCAUCCAACCUCCCUGGCUCCCUGCUGAGGGAACAGAAGGCAGUCAAGGAGGAGGGCGAGUCCAUGUCUAUGUCAGCCACCAAGAGGAAGCCUGAGAGAGACGAAACCCCCAGAUACAGGCCAGAGGAGAGGGAGCCCCUCCACAGACACCCCCCUGUUCUGUCCCCCAGCACUCUGCCUCGGCCCAGACCUGAGGACAAACUGAGGAAAAAGAGAAAGCUAUUUGACGACGACGAGGAAGAGGACUUUUCCAUGAGGAAGAAGGGCAAGUCAGAUGAACCCCUGUUCCCCAAACUGCUUCAUCAGAUCAAGACUGAGGAGGACCAGGACGAGGAGGUGGACGUGGAAGAGAAGGACUUUUUCCGGCACGUCCUGGAGCGGAGAAGCCGCGUAGACGACCCAGAGGAGGCAGAGUACAGGAAUGAUGAGGACGCGAAGACCAGUCCUCCUCUAAAAACUCCCCUUCUAGACAGCGACCAGUCUCACUGUAGCUCCCCGCGGGCUGGCCCCAGCAGCGAAGGGGGCAGUGAACCCCAGGAGAAGGGUCCGCGCCCCAAACUUCGCCGCAAACGCCGUUUACCCAACAAAGAGCUGAGCAAAGAACUGAGUAAAGCACUAAACCAGGAGAUCCAGAAGACGGAAGACUGCUUGGCCAAUGAGAACCGGCAGCCACUGAAGGUUGAACCGGAGAGUGAGAAUGAGGAGCCUAGGAGGGGCUUCCGCAAUGGCAGUGACCUGCUGGGAGGGGAGCGUCCGCACCUCCGCACCAAGGAGAUGAACGGCACGCCCUGGGAGCUGCGUCACUUCUACCCGAGCCAGAUUACCCCCCUGGGCUUCAACAGGAGCUCCCCUGGACCCCGGCCCCUGCCUCCGCUCUCCCCGCCCAAGUGUGUCCAGAUGGAGCGCCAUGUAAUUCGUCCGCCCCCCAUCAGCCCCCCGCCGGACAGACUGCCCCUGGUAGCUGGGAAGACCCACACGGUGCAGCGGGAGAUCUGGAUGAAGAUCUUCGGGCACCUCACACACAGGGAGCUGUGUGUCUGCAUGGGCGUCUGCAAGACGUGGAACAGAUGGUGCUGUGAUAAGAGGCUGUGGACCAGGAUCGAUCUGAACCGCUGUAAAUCCAUCACUCCCCUGAUGCUGAGCGGUAUCAUUCGCAGACAGCCCCUUUCCCUGGACCUCAGCUGGACCAACAUCUCCAAGAAGCAACUGAGCUGGCUCAUCAACCGCCUACCAGGUCUGCGUGUAUUGCUGCUCUCGGGCUGCUCGUGGAUGGCUGUGUCUGCCCUCUGCACCUCCAGCUGCCCUCUGCUGCGCACCCUGGACGUGCAGUGGGUGGAGGGGCUUAAAGACGCCCAGAUGAGGGACCUGCUUUCGCCCCCAACCGACAACAGACCAGGUCAGUUGGAUAACCGCUGUAAGCUGAGGAAUGUUGUGGACCUGCGUCUAGCCGGGCUGGACAUCACGGAUGCCUCUUUGCGUCUGAUUAUUAGACACAUGCCGUUACUAUCCAAACUGGACCUGAGCUACUGCAACCACGUUAACGACCAGUCGGUCAACCUGCUGACAGCCGCAGGGACCACAACCAGAGACUCCCUCACAGAGAUUAACCUGUCAGUUUGUAAUAGGGUGACAGACCAUUCCCUUACCUUCUUCAAGCGCUGUGGAAGCAUCUGUCUCAUUGACCUACGCUACUGCAAACAGGUGACGAAAACGGCCUGUGAACAGUUCAUAGCAGAGAUGUCUGUGAGUGUGCAGUUUGGACUCAAAGAGGACAAAUUACUGCAGAAACUGAGCUAGUUCAUAGCUCAGGAUGCUGACAUGGAGGCCAAAAUGUACACGGCAACAAAGAACUACCGUUUGCACUAAAAGGAGCAAGACAAGUUUUCCCAAAACAAGCCUGGACUAGUUGGGUUUUGUAUGUUUAAUACCUUUUCUCUGCUGUUAGAUUAUUGAAUGAACACAGUCACAUGAUCUAAUGAGAGAAGUAGAAAUGUAUGUCAACAGAGGGGAUGGUCAGCAUUAUAAUUUUUAUCUCGGUGACUUUCGAGCUGUUGAAACCCUCAGAAUCCUGAAAGGAAAAGAUGUACAGCUACCGGACAGCAGGAGCGGUUGAGAGGAAACAAAGCACGCAUGAGUUAUACUUUUUUGUGAUGAUACCUUUUUAAAGGUUUUUGGUUUCAUUGAAUUUGUUUCCUAUAAUUUAGAAUUGUUUUAAAUGUUAAACAUUUUGUUUUAUGUAACCAUAAUUCACUCUUUGGUGAAACUCUUUUCAAUGCUGAAUUAAAACUAUGUGUGCAGUACCAUACACACUCAGUUAUGAACACAUAAUUGUCUUAGAAAUAAAUAUUGACUUACAGUACUUUAAAUCAGUUUGCUGAACACAGAAUAUAGUAAUAUAUAUUUUUGGAUGCUGUGUUUUAUCUAAUCAUGUGCCAAAUUCUGAUGUUGACAUUACAGGUUUAUUGGUAGUUAUUGACUUUGACUGGAUUUACUUCACCUAAAACUUAAAAAUAAUACCACUAUACUGCAAUGAUUGUCUAAAAUAAUGGUGUAAAGAUAAUUAGAUAAAUGAAUACAUCUGGGAAUUAAUCAGCUAAUACAUAUUGACAUGAGGAAAGUUAUACAAAUUAACUUUUUCAAUAUCCUAAUGAUAUUGUUUCUUUGUUUUGUACUUUUUUUAUAUCAUUGUGUUUUAAAUGUUUUAGCACUGAAGAGCACAUUCUGCAAGAGCCCGUACUGUGAGAUUCUGUUAAGAAAUUUUAUUUGGGGCUAAUCUUGAGUUCUUUUUUCUUUUUUUUUAAAGCAGUAACCUCACCUCUAAGUAAAAAGCUGAGAGCUGGGUCUCAAUAAAUGCAACCACUCGAAAAUGUAAAUUAAAACCUAUGGCUUUGAGGAUUUCUAGUUUUUACCAUGUUUUCAGUCUAAAGUGUUUUCAGUGUACAUUGUUUACAAACAUUGGAAUAAAACAUGCAUAUAUUUGGGGUUUCAA
Esox lucius (northern pike) is the source of this 3984-nucleotide messenger RNA. It is a transcript of the gene kdm2ba, whose product is annotated as lysine (K)-specific demethylase 2Ba. The coding region runs from base 456 to 2792 and encodes 778 amino acids. Gene Ontology annotation, biological process: protein demethylation; regulation of transcription by RNA polymerase II. Gene Ontology annotation, molecular function: protein binding; DNA binding; transcription coregulator activity. Lineage: Eukaryota; Metazoa; Chordata; Actinopteri; Esociformes; Esocidae. The record is from RefSeq and is a predicted model, not a curated record. The transcript is spliced from 10 exons.